This is a messenger RNA of Mercurialis annua (annual mercury), 2127 nucleotides long. RefSeq names its product asparagine--tRNA ligase, cytoplasmic 2. The transcript is spliced from 8 exons. The record is from RefSeq and is a predicted model, not a curated record. The coding region runs from base 27 to 1958 and encodes 643 amino acids. NCBI's taxonomy places the organism in Eukaryota, Viridiplantae, Streptophyta, Magnoliopsida, Malpighiales, Euphorbiaceae. Gene Ontology annotation, cellular component: mitochondrion. Gene Ontology annotation, molecular function: asparagine-tRNA ligase activity; ATP binding. Gene Ontology annotation, biological process: asparaginyl-tRNA aminoacylation.
UUAUCUUUCUUGAUCAAAAAAAAUUAAUGGCAUCCCAAGAACCUAUUCUUGAAUCUCAAACCCUCAAAACUCCCUCCAAUAACACACCAACACCACCAACAAAAACGGUCGAUCAUCAAGAAACACAUCUCAAUUUACCUUACUCGAAACGGGUAGUCUUGAAAACGAUACUAGAACGCAGCGAUGGAGGCGCGGGAUUGGCGGGUCGAAAAUUGGUGAUUGGGGGAUGGGUGAAGUCUUACAAGGAGGUGGUGAGAAAAGACAGUCCUCGAGCCUUACCGCCACAGCCUAUUGAUGGGGCUGGUACUGUUUCUCGGGCAGGGCAUACGGAUUUUAGUUGCAUGGAGAUUCUUCAUACUAGAGUGCCUAUGUUCAGGUCGAUUACGAAGAUUUUUUUUAGCGGAGCGAAUUAUCCGGUUCGUGCAAAGUUGGAGAAUGUUGCUGCUCCUAAGCCACCCUCUCUGCCUUCGGCUGUGAACUUGCUUGUUAGUGAUGGUUCUUGUGUUUCUAGUCUCCAGGUUACUGUUGAGUUCUCUGAGGCUUUCCCGUUCCGACCAAUGCCUAUCGGAACUUGUAUAAUAGCAGAAGGUGUUCUGGUUCAAUUGCCAGUGCAGGAAAAACAUAGAAUUGAGUUUAAAGUUGACAAAAUUGUUCACAUAGGAAAGGUGGAAGAUGACAAGUAUCCAUUGUCUAAAAAAAGAAUUCCAUUGGAGACCUUGAGAAGCUGUUCCCAUUUUAGGCCUCGGACAACUACUGUGGCUUCUGUUAUGCGAAUCCGUAGUGCUCUCAUAUUUGCAACUAACAAAUUCUUCCAGGAUCACAACUUUCUGAACGUACAAGUUCCAAUCAUAACAGCAACAGACGGGGCAGGAUUCAGCGAAAAAUUCCGAGUCACAACUCUUUCCGGAAAAGAAGUUAAUAAAACGGAGCCGAAAAUGUUGGAUGAUACUACUGAAGGUAUUAUAAGUCUUGAAUCUGUCAAGGCUGCAAUAAAAGAGAAGCAUAAUUUAGUUCAACAACUAAAAAGAACUGAAAGCAACAGAGAGGCUCUGCUUGCUGCAGAGCAAGAUUUGCUCAAAACAAAUCAGUUUGCAUCACAAUUAGAAACUAAACAGAAGUUGUUUUCACAAACUAAAAAUGGUACUCCUGAAGAUUUCUUCGCUCAACCGACGUAUCUAACUGUUUCGGGACGCCUUCAUCUCGAAAGUUAUGCUUGUGCUCUCGGAAAUGUUUUCUCAUUCGGGCCGAGGUUCCGAGCAGAUCGAAGAAUAUCUGCUAAACAUGUUCCUGAGAUGUGGAUGGUUGAGGCUGAAAUGGCUUUUUCAGAAUUAGAGGAUUCAAUGAACUGCGCAGAGGACUAUUUCAAAUUCUUGUGCAAAUGGGCAUUGGAGAAUUGUUCCGACGAUAUGAAUUUUGUUACAAAACGUAUCGACAAAGGCAGAAUCAAUCUUCUUGAAACAAUGUCAUCGUGUUCAAGUCAUAGGAUCACUUACAUGGAAUCAAUGAAUAUUCUGAAGCAGGUUAAAGAUGUAAAAUUCGAAAUUCAGCCUGAAUUGGGAAUAGCUCUAACAGCUCAACAUCUAAGUUAUUUGGCUGAUGAGUAUUAUAAGAGUCCUGUGAUUGUAUACAAUUAUCCGAAAGAAGUUAAGCCUUUUUACGCACGGUUGAAUGACGAUGGCAGAACCGUUGCAGCAUUUGAUAUGGUUGUACCCAAGGGUGGAACAUUCAUUUCAGGUAGCCAAAAUGAGGAACGCAUUGAUAUCUUGAACGAGAGGAUUAGUGAAUUAGAGUUGGCAAAAGAUCAAUAUGAAUGGUACUUAGAUCUUCGUCGGCAUGGAACAGUAAAGCACUCGGGCUUUAGUCUCGGGUUUGAUCUGAUGGUUCUGUUUGCUACUGGCAUUCCUGAUGUGAGGGAGGCAAUUCCUUUUCCAAGAAGCAGUGGCAAAAUUAACAACUGAAACAAUUUUAAUUGUAGUGAUCAUGCAUUGAAAGCUUCUUUGAUGAAUGAUGAUAAUGAAAAGAACAAAUGUACAUGUUAAUCUGUAAAUGUAAAUGUUAAUGCUUGACUAAAGUUAUGUAUAUAAAGAAAAUAAUCAGUUGAAAGAAACUUGUUCCAAAGUUUGCUUA